GCGGCGGGUGAGACCCGGAGCCGAGCAGCGGGCCGGGUGGGUAGGGCCCGGCGCGGGCCGGCCGCCAGUCUCAGCUCGGUCGGAGGCCAGACUGGGCCUCGGCGCCGAGGGCAGCAUGAAGUGUCUGGUCACGGGCGGCAACGUGAAGGUGCUCGGCAAGGCCGUCCAUUCCCUGUCCCGCAUCGGGGACGAGCUCUACCUGGAGCCCCUGGAAGACGGGCUCUCUCUCCGGACGGUGAACUCCUCUCGCUCUGCCUAUGCCUGCUUCCUCUUUGCCCCCCUCUUCUUCCAGCAGUACCAGGCGGCCGCCCCUGGUCAGGAAGCCCUGCGCUGUAAGAUCUUGAUGAAGUCGUUCCUGGCCGUCUUCCGCUCACUGGCGACGGUGGAGAGGAGCGUGGAGAAAUGCUGCAUCUCACUGGGUGGCAGGAGCAGCCGCCUGGUGGUCCAGCUGCACUGCAAAUACGGGGUGAGGAAGACUCACAACCUGUCCUUCCAGGACUGCGAGUCCCUGCAGGCCGUCUUUGACCCAGCCUUGUGCUCGAAUGUGCUCCGUGCCCCAGCACGGGUCCUGGGGGAGGCUGUUCUGCCCUUCCCCCCGGCGCUGGCAGAAGUGACACUGGGCAUUGGCUGUGGCCGCAGGGUCAUCCUGCGCAGCUACCAGGAGGAGGAGGAGGCAGACAGCACUGUCAAAGCCAUGGUGACCGAGAUGAGCAUCGGGCAGGAGGAUUUCCAGCAGUUGCAGGCCCAGGAAGGGGUGGCCAUCACUUUCUGCCUCAAGGAAUUCCGGGUGAGGUUUCCCCCAGUACACUCCCCACCCCGUCCUCCCUGCCCUGCCCGGGGCCUCACUGCUCUGCUUCUCCCUUCCCAGGGACUCCUGAGCUUUGCGGAAUCCGCAAACUUGUCUCUCAGCGUUUACUUCGAUGCACCAGGCAGGCCAGCCAUCUUUGCCGUCAGUGACUCUCUGCUGGACGGACACUUUGUCCUGGCCACGCUGUCGGAGUCGGACCUGCACUCCCCAGCCCUGUGCUCCCCAGAGCUCCGCAGGCUGGCGCCUCCACUCCAGGCUCACAGCACACCCCACCUGGAUGACUUUGCCAACGAUGACAUUGACUCUUACAUGAUUGCCAUGGAAACCACUGCGGACAGCGAGGGCUCCCGGGCGGUACCCUCCAUCUCCCUUUUUCCCGGCCUCCGGCCCCCCUGUAGCCCUGGCCCUUACUCAGAGGACAAUGAAGCUGAGGCCGGUACACAGCCUGAGACUCCCCCACCCAAGAAGUUCCGCUCGCUGUUCUUUGGCUCCAUCCUCGCCCCUGCACACUCCCCUCCGGGCCCCAGCCCUGUGCUGGCUGAAGAUAGUGAGGGUGAAGGCUGAACUGAGAACAAGCCUGUGUCCAGAGGCUCUGGACUAGAUGAAGCCACAGCCUCCCCCUUCCCCCAGGGGCAGCCCAGAGAUAGGGCUGAUCUCCACCCUGCUGGGUGGUCAAGGUGGGCUGUGCUGGAGCUGAGCGCUGGUCUUGCUGCCACCCCAGGUCCCUCGUGGCUAUCUGUGACUAGCCUGGGUCCUAUGUUCUCUCAUCAACUCCCAACCAAUCAUGUCUGUCCGCAGGCUUGGCAGUGAGCCACCACCUGAUGGGAGGUCCCUCACCCAUUAUUCCCCUCCCAGUAGGCCUUUAGGCCAGACUCCAACCAUGUGGCUAGGGCUGGACACCUGCUUUCCCCAAGCGUACCUCCCUAAGACAGAAAUCACAGAGGGGCUGUUGGCCCCUGCUGGUCUACCUUCUUUGCCAAUCAUGACCUGUCCCUCCCCCAAAUCCUGGGCACACCUCUGGGAUCCCUUGUGGCCCACAAACUUUUUCUUGUUUUCUCUAUGCUGUCUGGCCCUGGCUUGGGAUUCUAAGCUCCUGUGUACCUGAGCCUGUGGCUGGGAUUACCCUGGCUGGGUCCCCAUGCCCAGCAAGCCUAUUCUCCCAAGUGGCCCUGGACAGAAGGGCUGCCAGGCCCAGUAUUUGGGACAAGGGAGACGGAGGCCAUGGCGAGAAUCCAGCUUUGACCUUUAUUCAAGAGACCAGAUGGGUCGCCCCAGGAUCUGUCUGCCAGCCCUGAGGCCAAGCAAGGCUGGAAACCCACAUCUGGCCCUGCUUUGCCCUGAGCUGCAGCCUCGGCCCCAGGAUCCUGCUUGCGACCACUGCAGGUGCAGGCGGAAGGAGCCCUGGGGGACUGGACGCUGCUAUUGAUUCAUUAAAAAAAAAAAGAAAAACA
Molecule: messenger RNA, 2259 nt
Organism: Neomonachus schauinslandi (Hawaiian monk seal)
Lineage: Eukaryota; Metazoa; Chordata; Mammalia; Carnivora; Phocidae
Gene: RAD9A
Product: RAD9 checkpoint clamp component A
Exons: 10
Coding region: 116-1372 (418 amino acids)
Biological process (GO): cellular response to ionizing radiation; DNA replication checkpoint signaling; mitotic intra-S DNA damage checkpoint signaling
Cellular component (GO): checkpoint clamp complex
Source: RefSeq, a predicted model, not a curated record